Messenger RNA from Panicum virgatum (switchgrass), 842 nucleotides. RefSeq names its product thioredoxin H-type 2-like. The transcript is spliced from 4 exons. The record is from RefSeq and is a predicted model, not a curated record. NCBI's taxonomy places the organism in Eukaryota, Viridiplantae, Streptophyta, Magnoliopsida, Poales, Poaceae. Bases 162 to 659 code for a protein of 165 amino acids.
CCCAUCCAAAGCAUCGUCUCUUUCCGGCCCUAUAAAGCCAUGACCCAGCACUGCCGUUUCUACACGAUCCGCGAUCGGCGAGCUGCCUUUUUUUUUCUUGACAUUGUGCUGAAAGCAAGGAGAGGUGUAUCAGAAUCCCGGCCUUCUCAGGAAAGCAAAAGAUGGAAGCACCAUCGAUCACCGUGAAGUCCGUCGCCGAUGGGCCGCAGCUCAAGGAAAUCAUGAAGAAUGCUGCUGAGGAUGGUGGCAACAAGUUGCUGGUGCUGGAGUUCAUGGCGCCGUGGUCGGAGCCGUGCAAGUACAUGAGCAAGGUGCUAGAUGGAAACCCCGCCGGGAGAGGACUUGCAUACGAUUUGCGAGGCUAUGCUGACUUUUACGCGCUUGACAUCACCAAAUUCAGGCAAUUUGCACAGCGCAUGACAGUGGAGGCCCUGCCGACGUUUCUGCUACUCACGAAGGGCUACACGGUGCUGGCCCGCGUCGUAGGCGUUGACAAGGAAGAGCUCAGGAGCAGCAUCAUGCAGGAACACAGAGACAAAGCAGCUGCUGGGGCCGGCCAGGAAAAGGUGAACCCCGAACAAGAUAUAGAUGAGCCCCUGAGCUUGUUCUCAAGUCCGUAUGCCUUCUUGAGGGCCAGGCUAAGAUCAUUCUUCAAUUAGAUCUUGAUCUCUGCGUCAUGAGUGUAGCUAGCUAGUACAUCAUAAAUAAAUCUAAAAUAAAUAUUGUGUAAAUUCUAAUACUACAGUAUGCAUGAUAUCUGUGUGUGAGCAUAAGGGUAGGCAUGUGCAACCAGCAGGUACCAACAAUUUUAAGAGAAAAGUCAAAUUUUCAAUUUUGAACUA